Messenger RNA from Trichoderma gamsii, 1761 nucleotides. Its product is annotated as siderophore iron transporter mirB. Lineage: Eukaryota; Fungi; Ascomycota; Sordariomycetes; Hypocreales; Hypocreaceae. The record is from RefSeq and is a predicted model, not a curated record. Gene Ontology annotation, molecular function: transmembrane transporter activity. The transcript has a single exon. Gene Ontology annotation, biological process: transmembrane transport. Bases 1 to 1761 code for a protein of 586 amino acids.
AUGAACGAUACUCACGGUGCUACACCGCUACUGCAAAACUGCGAGCCUCUCGGUGGCUACAGCGCCAUCGCCACUGCUGAUGAACUGAACGAAACACGCACAGAGGAACACGACAGCCAGUCCGUCAGCCAAGAUGCACAGGCUGGUGUCCAGCAAGUCGAGGCCAUCGCCAUGGUGUGGACGCGGACUGACCUCAUCAUCGCCUAUAUCCUCAUCUGGAUCGUUUAUUUUGUCAUGCUGAUGCAGCAGAACACGGCGGCGGUUCUCUCUCCGUACAUCACCUCUGCUUUUCGAGACCACUCUCUGACCCCAACGGUGGGCAUCAUCAGCAGCAUCAUCGGCGGCGUGUGCAACUUGACAGUGGCCAAGAUCCUCGACAUCUUUGGCCGGCCUCAGGGCUAUGGCUUGUCUCUGCUCAUCGUAUCCGUCGGCCUCGUCAUGAUGGCCAUGACCACCAACGUUGAAAUGUACGCAGCAGCCCAGGUCUUUUGCACAGUAGGCAGCAGUGCCUUGCUCUACAGCGUCAACAUUUUUGUAUCCGACACAUCGUCUCUUCACAAUCGUGGCCUUAUGACUGCGCUGACUUCCUCACCCAACAUCAUUACGACGUGGCUCGGAGGGCCCAUCUCGCAGGCCUUUCUGAGCGGACCCGGUUGGCGGUGGUGUUUUGGCAUGUUUGCCAUCAUGAUCCCGACGCUGUGUUCCCCAUUGCUUGGUCUUUUGCUGUUCAAUUUCUACAAAGCCCGUCGACUAAAUCUCGUUGCACCGCAGAAACACGUGAGGACCUUGUGGCAGUCUGUCCAUCACUACUUUCACGAGUUUGACGCCUUUGGGCUGCUGCUAUUGACGAGCGGACUUGCAAUCAUUUUGCUACCGUUCAACUUGUAUGCGCUUCAGGCAGAUGGAUGGCAGUCGCCACUCAUUAUAGGCCUGCUGUCGUUUGGUAUUGCGCUUAUUGUUAGUUUUGUCCUCUGGGAGAGAUUUUGCGCACGCGUCACGUUUAUACCAUACUCUCUCCUUUUAGACCGCAACAUGGUCGGCUCUUGUAUCCUCGGUGCCGUUCUGUUCAUCAGCUAUUUUUGCUGGAACAGCUUCUUCAGCUCAUCGCUACAGGUAGUAAACAACCUUAGCGUCACUGAGGCGAGCUACAUUGUCCAGAUAUACGGCCUCGGCAGCAGCCUCUUUGCCAUCAUUGCUGGUCUAGGCAUCCGUUACACUGGACGAUUCAAGUUCGUCACCCUUUUCGGCGCCAUACCCAUCUACGCUCUGUUUAUGGGACUCAUGAACUACUUCCGCGAGCCUAACGGGAACAUUGGCUACAUUAUCGUUUGUCAGCUCUUUAUAUCAUUUGCCGCUGGAAUCAUCAUGAUUACUCCCGAAGUUGCCGCCUUGUCUAUCGCAAGUCACCAACACAUUGCCGUCAUCUUGGCCAUCGUGUCCAUGUUCUCUUCCAUAGGAGGGGCUAUAGGGUAUACCAUUGCUGGGCAAAUCUGGCAGUCGACUUUCCCCAACAAACUUGCGCUGUAUCUCCCGGAAGAGGAGCUACCCCAUCUAAUGGAUAUCUAUGGGUCGCUAGAGAUCCAACUAAGUUAUGCAGUUGGAACUCCAGCUCGGCUCGCCAUUCAGCAGGCUUAUGCCGAUGCACAAGCCAAAAUACAUGUUGCCGGGACUGCCAUUUGGGCUCUUGGGUUUGUCGCUGUGGCCAUUUGGCGAAAUACAGAUGUCAAGACGAUACAUCAGGUCAAGGGCAAUGUGAUCUAA